AACAAAAUAUAUAAUAAUAAUAAAUGAAACAAUUAUAGUUUAUGUGCUGUAAUUUUAUAUUUAAUAACUGAAAAUAUUGAAUUUUUUUGUUGCUAAUUUUGUGGUAAACGCCUAGCUUUUUAUGAUUUCUUUUUUUGUGGUAUGCAACAUUUAAUAAAUAUUUCCCAGUAAAAUUUGAUGUUCGAAUCUAUGUCGGUUGGUCAGGUCCUACCUUAAGUUUUGAAUUAAACACAACAACAACAAUACAACAUAAUUUACUAAAUAACAAAUAUAAGACAAUAACAACAAAAAAAAGAAGAAAAAUAUAUAAAACAUAAACAUUAAAUUGUUGUAUAUACGAAAUCAAUGAAAGAAAAAUCUAAUAAAUUACUUGUUUUAAAUCAAACACAAUACAUUCAAGUAGAGUGCACAAGAAAAUAACAUUGGUGGGUUAACAACAAAGAAAAAAACUCACAGUGUCUAUUUUAUAUUAAAAAUAAUUACAUAAUUUUUGUAAAAAAAAAUAAACAGAAAAUUUUCCAAAAUAUUUAUAAAAGUAAAAAUUCUUUAAAAACACAUAUGGAGCCAACAACAACAAAUCUGUUUAACACAUUCUUCGCCACAUAGAAAAUAAUCCAAAUUUACGAAAAAUAAAAAAAAAAAUUGGUGUGAUUUUGUAAUUUCAUAAAAAAAUUGAUAAAUUGCCGCCUGUUGCUGUUGCACUUUUUCUUAAAUCUACAUUUUUUAUAACAUUAUGUUGCCGAGAAUAUCGUUGGUGUUGUUUAUCUUAUUUGGAUUUCUCUUUAUAACUGAUUGCCGUGAAUCCACCCGCUCGAAACGUGCCAAAAGAGUAAGAGCCCCCGAACAGGUACACUUUGAACCAGAACCUCAUCAAGAUUUAGAAAGUGAUGACAGUGGUAGUCAAGAAAAAGAUCUGCCCGAAAUACCCACCAAUUUUUUGAGUCCCUCCGUUAGGGAAUAUUUAGAAUUGGGAAAAUCAAUACCAGGACGUCCUGGUGUUGAUUAUCCCAUACUCUCUGCUAUUCCAUAUACAAACUUUUAUUGUGAUGAACAACCAUAUCCAGGAUUUUUUGCUGAUAUGGAGACCAGAUGCCAGGGCUGGCAUUAUUGUGACAUCGAUGGACGUCAGGCUUCAUUUCUUUGCCCCAAUGGCACACAAUUUUCUCAGGCCGUUUUCGUAUGUGACUGGUGGUUUAAUGUACGCUGUGAUUUAUCACCACGCCUCUAUGCCAUCAAUGCUCGUUUAUAUCAACGUCCAAAAGUGAAUCCCACCCGACCACAUCGUAUUAUAACAAAAGAAUUAGUAGAUGAUAUUUUUAAUUAAAAUUACAAAUCGCAUUCCCUUAAAAAAAAGGCGUAAACACAAUUUGAGAAGAGUGAUUGUGUGAUUUUUUUUCGGUGCUAAAUAAAUUUGCAGUUUUGUGUGUUAUAAAUUCGAAUAAUACAAAAAAAUUAAAAAAUCUUAAGAUAUAACUAUUACGUUCCAUUUCACCUCAAAUUGUGUUUACUUAGUAAUUAAAAUAAGAAAAAUGUAAAUAUUAAAAUUAAUUACAUUUAAAUAUUUUAAAAGCACAGUUGAUAAUGAAUCUAAAAUUAAGCAGACGAUAAAUUUUCAUUAUAUCAAGAUCAGCUUACUGAUCUUUACUGUUAACAAUGAUUUUAUAAAAUUUUUCAGUGGAAGUUCUGUAAGAGAGAUUAUAUAACUAAUAAGAAAAAUUGUGAACCCACCAUAAAAUCUAUAAGGGACAUUUAUUCUCGAUUCUAUCCAAUCUUUUACAGAAAGAAAGUGCAAACUUGUAAUUGAUGUUUCGCCAAUUAUAAUUACUUGUAAUUGAGAUUCACCCAUUUAAUUACUUGUAAUUUUAGUAUUUCUAAUUAAAAUUACAUGUAAUUUAAUGUGGAAAAUCACAAAACCAAGUAAUUGCAAUUGGAAAUAAUUCAAUUACAAGUAAUUGUACUUGUAAUUUGCAUAACUUCAAUUACAAUUCCAUAUGGUCCUCUUUUAUGCACCCGUUUCGCCAAUAGCAGUGAAAUUUUAAUUCCCUCGAAGAUUGAUAUCGUGAAUUUGCUGUAAACAAUGCAUUCACAAUAGUUUAUUUUCAUUGUUUCACAUCAAAAAAGUAAGUGAAAUAAAAAAGCAAAAGGAAUCAAUAUUUCAAAAUUGUGAAUUGUUCUCUGUUAUUUCUCGCGCCUUUUCUAAUCUUUCUAAAAGAAGUUUUUUUUUUUAAUUCAGAAUGGAAAAAUGGGUUUAAGUUGUUUUCUAAGAAGUGCUAAUUAUAUUACACAGUUUAAGAUGUUAUAAAAAACAUUCAAUUGAGUAUUUCUUUUUUCUUUUAUAUAUAAAAUAUUUACUAUUAAGUUAAUUUUAGUGCAAUAUUUGUGUAAAUUGAUAAAUUAAUGUAAAAUGGUGGCGCUACACCUAUUUUUCGGCAAAUCUAUAUUAUAAUAAAAUGAAAAUUUUAUUUUAUAUAACUUUAAUACUUGAUAUUUAGAUUUUUUUGUUUUAAGUUGAUAAAAAAAUAACAUACUUUGACAUUCAAAGUAAAAAUCCACGUGUUUUUGUAAAUAAAAUGUAUUAAAUUUAUAUACAAUAUUUUAAAUUCUGUAUGUAUUUUGUAAUGUGUAAUAUUAUCAUAUUAAUAAAUAAUAAAUUGUGUUCCCUUAUAAUUUAAAAACA
Molecule: messenger RNA, 2677 nt
Organism: Lucilia cuprina (Australian sheep blowfly)
Lineage: Eukaryota; Metazoa; Arthropoda; Insecta; Diptera; Calliphoridae
Exons: 5
Coding region: 734-1324 (196 amino acids)
Cellular component (GO): extracellular region
Molecular function (GO): chitin binding
Source: RefSeq, a predicted model, not a curated record